AUGCCUAGACGCUUUCAUGGUCUAAAGAAGCCUAGAGUCCGCCAAGACUGGUCGAAAGAAACGCUCUACAACCUCUCCCGCCUCACACUUCCUCCAGCGGCGAACAAGACUUUCUUCCAACAGAAAUGGCUCGCCAAAUCCAUGACCCGCGCCUACCACAAUCCUUACGUACGCGAAGGCCAAUGGACCCGCAUGUUCGACCGUCGAUUACCUAGUGUAGUGUCUAUGGACCAUCGAUACCUGGCCCGCCAUGAUGGGAGUGAGAUGGCUGGUGGUAGAGGUGCGGGCGCAGAAGUACAGGGGCGGGAAGAUGAGGAGGGUGAAGUCGGAGCCAGGGUAACACCCCCGAAAACGCCAUACAUGCACAUGACUUUUUGGCCGCUGGAACGGAGACUAGAUACCGCGAUCUGGCGGGCGUUGUUCGCGAGCAGUGUCAAGCAAGCGCGGCAGUUCGUCGUGCACGGCGCGGUGAAGGUGAACGGGAAGAGGAUGGUUUAUCCCGGGUAUGCGCUGAAUCCGGGGGAUAUGUUUAGUGUGGAUCCCGAAAGGGUGAUGUUUGCUACAGGGGCGCGGAAGAGGAAGAGGGGUAGUGCGGUUAGUGAGCAAGACUUGAGGGAGGAGAGGGAGAGGAGUAGGGCGGCGAAGGCGGCUGAAGAGAGGGGGAUGGAGGAGGGAAGGGAAGGGGAGGAGAGCGAUGUCGGUAUGGCGAAUCUGGAGUCGGAUGAGGAGAGGGAAGCCUUGGCGACGAAACCGGAAGAGGAACAGGAUGCGCGGAAGGCGAUGAAGAAUCUCAUGACUCGCGCCAAACGCAUACUAGAAGAUGCCAAGCGCCAGCUCUCCGGCAAGCGACAGCAGGAACUCCGCGCGUUCGCACAGUCAGUACGAAAGACGAUGUCCAAGUACCGGCCCGAAACCGAAGCAGCAGCAGCAGCAGGAUCAGAAUCAGGAUCAGCAGACACCACAAUCGAAAGCCUGGAAACGGCACUAGCAGAAAUCAUGACCAAAAUCCCCUCCGACACCCUCUCCACACUACCCACCUCCGAACAACAAGCCGCCAUCACUGCCUCCGCCUCCGCCUCAAACGCUCAAGCGUCACCAGAAAGCGAAAAAGAAGACGCCUACACCGCCCGCAAGGACGCCGAACUCCUGCACGCCGCCCUCGAGCGCGCGCGCGCCAACCCCCUCGACGUCACACGCCCUUACGCCACGCCCUGGAAGCCACGCGAAUGGAUGAGUGCCUUCGCGUUCAUCCCACGGUAUCUCGAGGUGAACCAGAAUGUGUGUUCGGCGGUGUAUUUACGACAUCCCGUUGCCAGACCGGGGUUGGCGGAGGUGCCCACGCCGUUUGCGGGGGAGACGGUGGGGUUGGCUUUCAAUUGGUAUUUGAGGAGGCGAUAG
Molecule: messenger RNA, 1398 nt
Organism: Baudoinia panamericana UAMH 10762
Lineage: Eukaryota; Fungi; Ascomycota; Dothideomycetes; Mycosphaerellales; Teratosphaeriaceae
Exons: 2
Coding region: 1-1398 (465 amino acids)
Biological process (GO): positive regulation of translational fidelity
Cellular component (GO): mitochondrial small ribosomal subunit
Molecular function (GO): structural constituent of ribosome; rRNA binding
Source: RefSeq, a predicted model, not a curated record